AUGCUGUCCAAAACGCUCUCUAAGAUCCUUCUGUUCGUUUCAAUCGCUUACGCAAUCCCGUCACCGAAAACUAGACGUGAUGACUCCAUACUUCCUUUCUCGACGGAAGGUCGAGAUAUUGUCGACAGUAAUGGCAACGUCUUCCAAUACAAAGCGACCAACUGGCCCGGCCACCAGGAGAUCAUGAUACCCGAAGGCCUACAGCACGCCUCAGUCGCUGACAUCGUGUCAUGGAUUCCCAAAUUUGGACUUAACUCUGUGCGCCUGACUUUUGCUAUCGAGAUGGUCGACGACAUCUACAGCAACAGCCCAAACCAGACACUCGAGAAGUCCGUCAUCAAUGCGCUGGGACAAGAGAACGGGACCAUUGUGCUGCAACAGAUCCUUGACAACAACCCAGAGUUCACGAAGGAGACGACGAGGCUGGAGGUCUUUGACGCAGUCGCAAAGGAGUUGGCAAACCAGGGAGUGAUCGUUCAUCUGGAUAACCACGUGUCGAAGGCGUUCUGGUGUUGCGGGGAGAAUGAUGGGAAUGGCUGGUUUGGAGAGAAGUACUUCGACGUCGAGAAUUGGAUCCGCGGGUGGUCGUUCAUAGCGAAGCAUGCGAAAGAAAACUGGCCUACCUUCGCGUCGGCCGGUCUGCGCAACGAGCUCCGCAACGCCGCGAGCGCUGAACCGGUCGAUUGGUACACGUGGUACGUCCACAUGACUGCUGCUGCAGAUGCCGUUCAUGAAGCUGCGCCGGAUGCCCUCCUUUUCUUCUCCGGGCUAUCCUAUGACACCUACAUCGACCCUAUCCCGCUUGGUAAGACUUUAAACGGCACCGCCGGUACCUCGACGGCCAACAAAUCCGCGAAGUUUGUCCCUAGCAACUUCCCCUGGAACGACAAGAUCGUUCUUGAAAUCCACAAAUACGACUUCGAAGCGACCCAAGACCCCUGCCCAACCUUCAAAUCCAAAUGGUACAAGCAGGGUUUCCAAGCCGUGAAUGCCUCGGAUCCCCAGACCGAGUACACCUUCCCGAUGGUGAUCACGGAGUGGGGCUUUAUCCAAAACGGGACGUAUUGGAACCAGACGACGUACAACCGGUGCUUGAUCGAGAUGGUGGAGGACUAUCAGGUUGGCUGGAUGCAGUGGGAGCUGUCCGGAAGCUUCUAUCUGCAGACGAGACUGGGGAGAACGCCGGCGACGAUCCAGGGCCUGGAGGAGUUUUGGGGAUUGCUGAACUACAACUGGAAUGAUGUGCGGUCGCCGGUUACGGUUGAGAAUAGUUUGGAUAAGUUGAUCCAGGCUUUGGACUGA
This is a messenger RNA of Trematosphaeria pertusa, 1302 nucleotides long. RefSeq names its product glycoside hydrolase family 5 protein. The transcript has 2 exons. Bases 1 to 1302 code for a protein of 433 amino acids. The record is from RefSeq and is a predicted model, not a curated record. NCBI's taxonomy places the organism in Eukaryota, Fungi, Ascomycota, Dothideomycetes, Pleosporales, Trematosphaeriaceae. Gene Ontology annotation, molecular function: hydrolase activity, hydrolyzing O-glycosyl compounds.